Molecule: messenger RNA, 943 nt
Organism: Fulmarus glacialis (Northern fulmar)
Lineage: Eukaryota; Metazoa; Chordata; Aves; Procellariiformes; Procellariidae
Gene: SDR16C5
Product: short chain dehydrogenase/reductase family 16C, member 5
Exons: 6
Coding region: 26-943 (305 amino acids)
Cellular component (GO): lipid droplet
Molecular function (GO): oxidoreductase activity, acting on the CH-OH group of donors, NAD or NADP as acceptor
Source: RefSeq, a predicted model, not a curated record
AGGUAUCUGAAGAAAUAGCCUCAAGAUGAACUUCUUCCUGGAAACGUUCAAAGUCAUCGGACUCUCUGUUUAUUAUUUGCUGGCGUCGCUAGUGUUCUUGAUUGUGCCUAAACGGAAGAAGAAUGUUAGUGGUGAAAUAGUAUUAAUAACAGGAGCAGGAAGUGGCAUUGGAAGGCUCUUAUCUUUAAAGUUUGCCAGCCUUGGAGCCACAGUGGUUCUCUGGGACAUUAAUCAAGAGGGGCUCAAGGAGACAAGUAGACUGGCCAAAGAAAAUGGAGCAGUGGGAGUAUACUGUUACAUCUGCGACUGUAGCAAAAGGCAGGAUGUCUACAGAGUAGCUGAUCAGGUUAAAAAAGAAGUUGGCGACAUUAGCAUCCUAGUCAACAAUGCUGGUAUUGUAACUGGGAAGAGGUUUAUUGAUUCUCCAGAUUCACUUGUGGAAAAAACCAUGGAAGUGAACAUAAUGGCACACUUCUGGACUUACAAAGCCUUCCUCCCAGCGAUGAUAGCCUCUAACCAUGGGCACUUGGUUAGUAUUGCAAGCUCAGCGGGACUGACUGGAGUCAAUCGUCUUUCAGAUUACUGUGCAAGUAAAUUUGCAGCAGUUGGUUUUGCAGAGUCAGUUGAUUUAGAGAUGAGAGGUCUGGGAAGGACUGGUGUUAAGACCACAAUUGUGUGUCCUUACAUCAUAAACACAGGAAUGUUUGAUGGCUGUGGAAGCAAGUGGCCAAUUCUGGUUCCCACUCUGGAGCCAGAGUAUGUGGCUGAGAAGAUAAUGACUGCUAUCCGGCGGAACCAAGAAAUAUUGGUGCUACCACGCAGUCUUUAUUUUUUAUUCGCUUUGAAAAAUAUCCUCCCAGUGAAAGUAACUGUUCUCCUUAUGGAGUAUUUUGGAAGCCUCCAUAUCAUGGAUAGUUUCAAAGGUCGAGCGAAGGAGGACUGA